Molecule: messenger RNA, 1281 nt
Organism: Merops nubicus (carmine bee-eater)
Lineage: Eukaryota; Metazoa; Chordata; Aves; Coraciiformes; Meropidae
Gene: GCNT1
Product: glucosaminyl (N-acetyl) transferase 1, core 2
Exons: 1
Coding region: 1-1281 (426 amino acids)
Cellular component (GO): membrane
Molecular function (GO): beta-1,3-galactosyl-O-glycosyl-glycoprotein beta-1,6-N-acetylglucosaminyltransferase activity
Source: RefSeq, a predicted model, not a curated record
AUGCUGAAGAGGAAAUUACGGUUUUGCCACAACUCAUGCUUCAGGCUUUUCUUGGGUCUAACUCUUAUUUUAGUAAUCAUUUCGGUUUUGAAAGUUAACCAGAAACAAGACUACUUAAACCGGAAACAUCUAGAACUGACACAAGAAGAUCCUCUUGGCAAUGUUAACUGCACUAAGGUUAUAGAGGGGGAUAUGGAAGAAAUUCAAAAGGUAAAGCUUGAAACGUUGUCAGUGUCGUUUAAGAAACGCCCCAGACUAACAACAAACGAUUAUAUUAACAUGACGGCAGACUGUGCCUCCUUCACCAAGACUAGGAGGUACGUUAUGGAACCUCUCAGCAGUGAAGAAGCAGAAUUUCCAAUUGCUUACUCAAUAGUGGUUUAUCACAAAAUCGAGAUGCUUGAUAGACUUCUAAGAUCAAUCUAUGCCCCUCAGAAUUUUUACUGCAUUCAUGUUGACAAAAAAUCUCCAGAAUCGUUUUUUGCUGCUGUCAAGGGAAUAGUCUCAUGUUUUGAUAAUGUCUUCAUUUCCAGCCAGCUAGAGAGUGUUGUGUAUGCUUCAUGGAGCAGGGUGCAGGCAGAUAUUAACUGCAUGAAAGAUCUCUACAGACGAAGUUCGCACUGGAAAUACCUAAUAAACCUCUGUGGCAUGGACUUUCCUAUAAAGACCAACCAGGAAAUGGUAGAGAAAUUAAAAGCCCUUAAAGGCUUAAACAGUCUAGAAACAGAAAAAAUGCCUGCUUAUAAAGAAGUAAGGUGGAAAAAACACCACGAGAUUGUUGAUGGUAAAAUAAAGAACACAGGCAUAGACAAACAACUGCCACCUCUCAGUACUCCAAUUUUUUCUGGUAGUGCCUAUUUUAUAGUUAGCAGGAGAUUUGUAGAACACAUAUUAGAAAGCAGCAAAAUACUUAAAUUCAUCGAGUGGGCAAAAGACACUUACAGCCCAGAUGAGUACCUGUGGGCAACAAUUCAAAGAAUCUCUGAAGUCCCAGGUGCAGUUCCUUCUAGUGACAAGUAUGACGUUUCUGACAUGAAUGCACUGGCCAGGUUUGUCAAGUGGCAGUACUUUGAGGGCGACGUGUCCAAAGGUGCACCCUACCCACCAUGCAGUGGAGUUCACGUUCGUUCUGUCUGUGUUUUUGGGGUCGGAGACCUGAACUGGGUGCUGCGAAACCACCACUUCUUCGCUAACAAGUUUGACACGGAUGUCGACCCUUUUGCAGUUAAAUGUUUGGAAGAGUAUUUGCGACAUAAAGCUUUGUACCUGCAAAAGAACUGA